This is a messenger RNA of Chara braunii, 2035 nucleotides long. The record is from the annotation of a GenBank genome assembly. NCBI's taxonomy places the organism in Eukaryota, Viridiplantae, Streptophyta, Charophyceae, Charales, Characeae.
UCAGGGGCCUGUUCGCGUCGGGCGGCAGGGUCGGGCGGGAGUUCAGGGGGGCUUGCGGUGGAAGCAGGGGGGGUUUGGGGCGGGCACGACAGGUGCAUGGGCCGGGGAAGGGGAAGGUUGUGUUGGGUGGUUUCUAGGGUUCAUUUCGAAAGGUCGACAGGUCUUCGGGUCGAAGGUUCACAGCGGCAAAUGCGACACUCGCGAUGGGGAGGGCACAGCGGCGCGAGCAUGAGCCCGCUUCUCAAGAUGUGCAGGACACGUUCAGGGUAAGGUCCCCUGUGUAUCGGUACCUUGUCGUCGGCCAGAAGGUCGACAACAAUGGGGUGAUGAUGUUGCAUUGCACAUUUUGCAACAAAGUAUUUCAGGGGGCUUUAUUCCAGGCAACCAGGCACUUCAUGCAGACCAAUUACUGCAAGGCCGUCACUGAUGAGGCCUUGUACGAGAUCGAAAAAUGGACUCAACUGAAGUCUGAGGCCGACCAGAUGGAGAGGAUUUCCAGGUUUGCAGUGGAGCGUGGACUUGAUGUGCCCCUGGCCGGUGCAGCGACGGGAGGAGAGGCGGCGCAGCGACCGCGGGAGGUUGGGGGGGGGGGAGAGACUGGGCAUGGUGAGCCCAACCAGCCAUUGGGGGGUAGAGGCGGUGGCAUCGAGGGGGACGUGAUCACCGACGAUCGCGAGGCACGUGGCACGACCCGGGAGGGAUUCCUGGGACACGAGGAUCAGCCCGAGUUCGAUCCAUUGACGGGGGAGAGGAUCGUGGACUGGCAGCAGCGAGGGGGCAAGGGGCAACAGCCUCCUGUGAAGGAACCAACAUGGGAUCCUUGGUGGCAGAGGGUGGCCACCAUCGUCCAUAUCAUGGAGUUGCUCCGACGGAUGGAUCGUGGAGGGCAGUUCAUGUCGCUCGUGCUCGAGUGGGCACAGGAUCUUGUGCAGCGGGUGAAGAAGGCAUGCGCUCCUUUGGGGUCCUUGAUCGCAGACCGGAUCACCAGGCGUGUGCAGGCACGCUCACGGCACAUGCUAGAGCCGGCCCACUGCGCUGGGUUCUUACUGAACCCCCGCAGGCGACAUGUUCGAUAUUUUUCCGGCGAGGUGCAGGAGUACCAUGCUUGGCUUGUGAGACAAGCCAAGAGGUACAUUCUGACGCAGACGGGUUUCGAUUUGGAGGGUGCGGAGUACCUCCGGGCCUGCCUGCAGUUCGAGGACUUCCACAUGCAGCAGGGCAGGUUUGGUGAUUGGGGCGGGGCGGAGGGGCGUGCUUGUGGGCGCCCGUGUAGCGGUGACACCGAGACGAUCGAGUGCGCGUCUUGGUGGUCCCAGUACGGGGCUCUCGCCCUUGAGUUGCAGCGGUGCGCUCUUCGUGUGAUGCACAUGUGGUCUUGCGCCUCUCGAGGGGAGAGGAACUGGGCAGUCCACGAGGGCAUCCACACGAAGAAGCGUAACAGGUUGGCGAGAGAUGCGGUGCGUGAUGUUACUCUAUUGCACCGACGGAUCUUCGACCGGAGGCUCGAGCAUCCAGCAUGGCAGGCGAUCCCUUCGGUUCCAUGGGGUCCUGCAUCGCCCGUGUGGUCUGGGUCUACCUCCACCGGAGGACGUACUGCGAGAGAUGUCCCAGGGGUUUCGGGUAGCGUGCAGGAGACAACGCCACAUGAAAGAAACAUGCCACCCCCUCCUCCUAGACCACCUGUAGGUGAUCCAUCAUCAUCGCCCACAGGCAGAGGCUCUCGAUCCCCACAAACGCCCGGGAGAUCGAGGAUUCGUGACACGACAGCAGCUCUGCGGGACGUGUGUGACACGUCCAUAUUCGGGAGCACAGACAUAGAUUUGGAUUCUACCCGCCGUGUCACGGAGCACACUUCACGCCUUCAGUCGGGCUUGGGAGGAGUUGGUGCCAGGACGACCGCAGCGAGGGGGGUGCCAGCAUCAAGUUGCGAGCCUCAGCGAGGUCGUGGUUGAGGAGUGUCCGCCGACACCUUGGAGCACGCUCUGAGAACAGCGACGCGUGUUGUGGAGGAGCAGACUCUGCGCAAGCGUGGAGU